AUGAGACAAGCGCUCUUGCCCGUGAGGCUUCUAUUCGUCCUUUUGAGCAUCAAGCCUAGGGGACACAACAGCAUUCGUAGGGGGUCAUUAGAGGUGCUUGUUCCAUCGAGGGGGAAAAGCGACUCGCCAAGUUUUCGUACCACGACAAGGAGCCACGUGGGUGGGGCCUCCUCGAUCAUAUUGACACCAUUGGAAAGGACCCCCCGAGGGGCGUCAUUCCUGUUUGGGAGCAAAGAGGAGAGAAGCAAUCCGUGCAUGUGUUUAAGCAGAGCAUUUAGCAAAAGGGACAUCUCGAGAUUCUCCAAAGGAAUAAGAGGAGGCAGCCUCUUCAGUAGCAGCUUGACGUAUAUUGCUCCUGUGCGUCUAAGUGGCAAGUAUCGCCUGGAAGUUCCGAACGGGGCAGCGAAAGAGGGAAGAGACACAUUAGGAAGAAGAGUAAAGAUGAGUGCAUGGAGUGGGGACCAGGUGGAGAAACGGUACGAGGAGGAGGCCGGGAUGAACGGAGUGAUGGGGGGGCAUGAUGGGUUUGUCAGCGCGGGGAAGGCGUCCCCCGCAUUGUCCUUGCGUCCACCUCUCUCCGCAGAGGAGGUUCGAAGCGGGUUCAUCAACUACUUUAAGGAGAAAAACCACACGGUCGUGGAAAGCUCAUCAGUCAUUCCGUACAACGACAACACAUUGCUAUUUACGAACGCAGGGAUGAAUCAGUUUAAGAAAAUAUUUCUAGGACAGGUGGAUAAGAGUAGCGAUUUGGGAAAGUUGAAAAGAGCAGUGGAUACGCAGAAAUGCAUAAGAGCAGGAGGGAAACACAACGAUUUGGAUGACGUAGGGAAGGAUGUCUACCAUCACACGUUCUUCGAAAUGUUAGGAAAUUGGAGUUUUGGAGAUUAUUUUAAGGAGGAGAGUAUCGAUUAUGCAUGGGAUCUCCUAACAAAUGUGUAUAAAAUAGACCCUAACCGAUUAUAUGUGACCUAUUUUGGGGGCGAUGAGAAAUUGGCUAGCUGUCCUGAAGAUAUGGAGACGAAAAAGAUAUGGUUAAAGUAUCUUGACGAAAGUCGUAUCUUACCAUUUGGUAUGAAGGAGAAUUUCUGGGAAAUGGCAGAAACAGGUCCAUGUGGUCCUUGCUCAGAAAUUCAUUAUGAUCGGAUUGGAAACAGAGAUGCUAGCAGUUUGGUGAAUAAGGACGACCCAAGUGUCUUGGAAAUAUGGAACAUCGUCUUCAUGCAGUAUAAUAAGGAUGAGAAGAAAAAUAUGAACAAAUUGCCCUUCCCAUGUAUCGAUACAGGAAUGGGGUUAGAAAGAAUAACCUCCAUUUUGCAAAACGUUGAGAGUAAUUACGACACGGAUUUGUUCCUCCCGAUUUUUAAGCAGAUAAAGGAGAUUUUUAAUCAUCUGCCUGAUUAUGGAGGUAAGGUUAAUGAAGAAGAUGUUGACAAAAUUGAUUAUGCGUACCGAGUUGUUAGUGACCACAUCCGAUGUGUAACAAUUGCCAUUAGUGAUGGUUGCCUUCCUGGAAAUGAAGGACGAAAUUAUGUCAUAAGGAGGAUUAUCAGAAGGGCCAUCCGAGUAGGUAAGCAGAUAUUCCAAGUAGGCACUAACGUCAUGUGGUUCUACAAAUUGGUGGAUUCUGUGUGCCAAAUUUUGAAGAACUGCUUUACCGAUUUGAAAGAUGAAGAUCGAGUGAACUAUAUUAAGAAUAUCAUCAAACAGGAGGAGCUCGUUUUCAACAGGACGUUAGAAAAAGGAGUGGAUCAGUUUAAUAAAAUUAUCAAAAGGGGGAACAAUACAGGGGGGGAUAAACUCUUCAGUGGGAAAGAUGCUUUCGAUUUGUACACUUCGUAUGGAUUCCCUAUCGAUCUGGUACAAAUCAUGUGCGAAGAGAAAGGCUUCAAAUUAAAUAUGGGCGAAUUUAAUGAUCUGUUUAGGAAACACCAACUAGUGUCCGAUACGAACAAUUUUAAAAUGAAUAAAUUUUUUGACCUGCCAGUGGAGAAGGCCCAUGAGUUGAAGCAGAAGCAUGGUGUGGGAGCAACGGAGGAUCAUCUGAAGUACGAAUGGAAUAACGAUGAUAGGAAGAAUGACACGGUGAAAGUGGAGACCAACGUAGUGGUCAUCUACGAUGGGGAGAAUUUCAUAGACAGGAUUGAAAAACCGAGUGAAGAGAAGAAGUAUGCCCUCAUUUUGAGGGAAACCAAUUUUUACUACGAAAAUGGAGGGCAGAUAUACGAUACGGGGGUGAUUCAAAAUGAGAAGAUGAAAUUCAAAGUACUUAAUGUGCAAAAAAUGAGCGAAUAUGUUCUUCACAUUGGUAUGCUCCAAGAGGGGAAAAUAGAAAAGAAUGACUCCGUUCACACGCUGGUAAAUUUUGAAAGAAGAAAACUAGUUGCAUGCAACCACACCGCAACGCAUUUACUCAAUUUUGUCAUAAAGAAAGUUUUAACGGAGCAUGUCGUAGAUGCGAAGGGGGACACGAAGAAUGGUCAUUCGGUCCACACAACAAAUCAGAAGGAACAAGCUGGAGUGAACUCCAUUUUUAAUUGUGAUCAGAAGGGAUCCCUAGUAGAUGAUGAGAAAUUGCGAUUCGAUUUCUCCUUCUUCCAAAAUGUAAGUGACGAAUUGGUUAGCAAAAUCGAAAGCCAAGUCAACGAUUUGAUCAGGCAAGAAUUAGCCGUCUCCGUUCGAACCCUGGAUCUUAAGGAGAGCAAAAAGAUUAAAGGAAUCAGAGCCAUCUUUGAGGAAGAUUAUGCAGACGUUGUCAAUGUAGUCUUCAUAGACAACGACGUGGACAAGAUUCUAAACCAUCUCGAGGUGAACUACUCCUAUUUGUGCUCCAUCGAAUUGUGUGGAGGCACCCAUAUCGCCAACACGAAAUUUAUAAAGAAAUUUAUCAUCACGUCGGAGGAAAGCAUCGGGAAGGGAAUUUACCGAAUCAAUGCUGUCACGAAUAAGAAGGCGGAAGAGGUAGAAGCCAAAUUUGAUCAUCUGCUUGCCAAGUACAAACACAUCUUUGAAGAUCCCAAUGAAGGCAAACUAGCCGACGUACAGACGUACAAACGGGUUCUAAAGGAAGAUAAGUUUCUGCCAUAUAUUAGGAAAAAGGAAAUAUUGCAUAAAUUGGAAAAAAUUGAAAAAAAUAUCAUCGAGAAGACGAAGAACAUGGAGAAGGAGUUAUUCAAGAAAGCUACCACUAUUGGAAAGGAUUACGCUUUGGAAGACAAAAGUGGUGUCCUUCUAGAUGUCAAGCUUUUUGAUGCUCUCUCUGGAAACCAAAAGAUGUUAGAAAAAAUCGCCCAGUCGUAUUGUAAGCAUAACAAAUUGUGCAGCUAUUUCUUCAUCAUUGGUGAUGAGAAGAACACCUACUGCGUUUUCGAAAUGAAGGAUUCUUUGAAGGGGACCACUAUACAGGCAGAUGCUUUCAUGAAGGAGAUAAUGCAGUCAGUGGAGGGCCAUUCUGGCGGAGGUAAAAACAAGGCUUUCGGGUCGGCAGCAAAGGGGAAGGGAGUCAUCAUAAAGCAGCUGGCACAGGAGGCGGUUAAGAAGUACCACUAG
Plasmodium inui San Antonio 1 is the source of this 3546-nucleotide messenger RNA. Its product is annotated as alanyl-tRNA synthetase. Gene Ontology annotation, cellular component: cytoplasm; mitochondrion. Gene Ontology annotation, biological process: alanyl-tRNA aminoacylation; tRNA modification. The record is from RefSeq and is a predicted model, not a curated record. Bases 1 to 3546 code for a protein of 1181 amino acids. Gene Ontology annotation, molecular function: ATP binding; alanine-tRNA ligase activity; nucleic acid binding. Lineage: Eukaryota; Apicomplexa; Aconoidasida; Haemosporida; Plasmodiidae. The transcript has a single exon.